Messenger RNA from Abrus precatorius (Indian licorice), 2352 nucleotides. Its product is annotated as BRCA1-associated RING domain protein 1. Gene Ontology annotation, biological process: double-strand break repair via homologous recombination; positive regulation of transcription by RNA polymerase II; negative regulation of fatty acid biosynthetic process. Gene Ontology annotation, molecular function: metal ion binding; ubiquitin-protein transferase activity. The coding region runs from base 34 to 2049 and encodes 671 amino acids. Gene Ontology annotation, cellular component: plasma membrane; BRCA1-BARD1 complex; BRCA1-A complex. Lineage: Eukaryota; Viridiplantae; Streptophyta; Magnoliopsida; Fabales; Fabaceae. The transcript has 13 exons. The record is from RefSeq and is a predicted model, not a curated record.
ACCACUCUCUCCUCUUCCACACGACCAUAAGGAAUGGAGGAUUCUAGAAAAUCUAGCAGCAGCAAAACUAAACUGUUGAAUCCAUGGAUGCUUCACUUCCAGAAACUCGCUCUGGAACUCAAGUGCCCUCUCUGUUUGAGCUUGUUCAAGAGGCCGGUGUUACUUCCGUGCAACCACUUGUUCUGCAAUUCCUGCUUGGCUGAUUGCGUAACUGUUGGGUCUGAAUGUGCUGUCUGUAAGACUAAGUAUGCUCAAACAGAUGUAAGGCACAUGCCUUUUGUGGAAAAUAUGGUAGCAAUCUAUAGAAGCUUGGAUGCCACCUUUUGUGCUAGUUUGUUUCAGCAACGUUCUUCUGAUGAUGUGAGGGUUCUGGAACCAUGCCAGGCAUUUCACAAUUCCACUUCUAGUAGCAUAAAAACUGACAAGGUUCCACGGAAUUUACCCAAUUGCAAUGAGAUUGGGGUUGGCAAGAAUCACAGAUCUAAGAUUGCAGUGCAUGAUAAAGCUGAUGAGCUUGAGAUGUCUUGUGGGAGAAGGAAGCCUAAUCUGAUCCAGCAGAUGGAACUUGGGGAAAUGGAUGUGAAUCAAGUGACACAAUCAGCACCUGACAGCCCUCCAUUUUGUGAUACCAAAGGUUCAGAUAAUGACUGCAGUGAUCAAGACAGUGAGCAACGAUUACCUCCUGAUAGUUUGGGAAAUUCCUCGUUAAAGAGAGCAAGCACUGGAAAUGGAAAUUUGAAAGAAAGAAGGGGACAGUUCAGGUCUGAAAGUUCAGCAUCUGAAACUGAGGGUCUUGUGAGAGAUGUUAAGAGACAAAAGGUUUUGGAUCCUAAAUCUGGAAAGGACCCUGAUGAACUAUUGACCACAGAUGCAUCAAAUGACUUGUGUCAAAGUGCAAGUAUCUGUUCGUUUUGCCAAUCCUCUAAAACCUCAGAGGCUACUGGGCCAGUACUGCAUUAUGCAAAUGGGAAUUUAGUUACGGGAGAUGCAACAAAGCAACCAAAUGUCAUACCUGUGCACAGAAUUUGCAUUGACUGGGCACCACAAGUGUACUUUGUUGAUGAAACAGUUAAGAAUUUGAAGGCAGAACUGGCAAGGGGAGCAAAACUUAAAUGCAGCAAAUGUGGUCUGAAGGGAGCUGCUCUUGGAUGCUAUGUCAAAUCCUGUAGAAGAACUUACCAUGUUACUUGUGCAAUGGACAUCUCAACUUGCCGAUGGGAUCAUGAGGAUUUUCUCUUACUCUGUCCUGUCCAUUCUUAUGUCAAAUUCCCAAGUGAGAAAUCCAGGCCUAGACAACAGUCAAAGCGUCCUACUUUGUCUCAUCAGCCAUCUCACCCCUCAAAUCCUCUUGAAGCUUCCCAGGAUGACAGUAGAAAAUUGGUGUUUUGUGGAUCUGCUCUAUCAAUUGAUGAAAAGGUAAUUUUAAUCAAUUAUGCAAGCAGUGUUGGUGCUGUAGUGACCAAGUUCUGGAGCUCAAAUGUCACCCAUGUGAUUGCAGCAACUGAUGCAAAUGGAGCGUGCUCCCGAACAUUGAAAGUUCUCAUGGCAAUUCUACAUGGACGAUGGGUUCUAAAAAUGGAUUGGGUAAAAGCAUGCAUGGAUGAGAUGAAUCCUGUUAACGAAGAACCAUAUGAAAUUAAUCUUGACAACCAAGGGUGUCAUGGUGGCCCAAAAGCUGGCAGACUUAGGGCAAUGGCCAAUGAGCCAAAGCUAUUCAGUGGCUUAAAGUUUUAUUUUUCUGGGGAUUAUGUGUCUGCUUAUAAGGAAGAUCUUGAAGAAUUAAUUGAAGUGGGGGGAGGUGUUGUUUUGAAAAGCAAGGAUGAGUUGGAGGCCCAAAGAGAUAAAUGUGAAGCUGAUUCUUCCAAGUUGCUGGUUGUUUACAACCUUGAUCCCCCACAAGGAUGUAAGUUGGGGGAGGAAGUUUCAAUUCUUUGGCAGAGGCUAAACGAGGCAGAGGAUUUAGCUGCUAAUACUGGUUAUCAAGUCAUUGGUCACACGUGGAUCCUUGAAUCAAUUGCUGCUUGUAAACUGCAGUCUUUUGUUAGCUAAAAUGCAUUAGGUAGCUAGUAUUUUGUCCAUCUCUUGAUAGGGUGUUUAUUCUACAAAAGAACUGACCAAUCCUGUACAUGAUUUUGAUUUGAAUUUAUUGUCUUUCCUUGGCUGUCAAGCUAUUUUGUUUAUGUAACAUUUACUGACUUAGGUCUGGCUGCUUUUUGCCUCGUCAUAAUAACUUGGUAUGGAAAAUUAUUACUAUCUUAUGUUUUUGAUUAACUGGAUCUCAUCUUUUUGAGAUGGAUCAUGAGAGUCUUCAUACAAUACGUAAAUGCCAAAAGCCAUUUGAUUAUGUUCAGC